Molecule: messenger RNA, 648 nt
Organism: Pseudogymnoascus destructans
Lineage: Eukaryota; Fungi; Ascomycota; Leotiomycetes; Thelebolales; Thelebolaceae
Exons: 3
Coding region: 1-273 (90 amino acids)
Biological process (GO): attachment of spindle microtubules to kinetochore
Cellular component (GO): DASH complex
Source: RefSeq, a predicted model, not a curated record
AUGGCAUCCUCAUCACGCGGGCCCCCGCGCCUGAGCACAGCACCGAGCAGCAUCAAGCCGCGUCAACUUUCCCACCUCCACGCGCAACUGGCCCAGCUGAGCGCCAAUCUGGCGGAUCUCGAGAAUCUGGUACGCAUGACGAGUGUGCAGGCCGAGUGUGUACGGGGGCUAGGAGGGUGGCAUGGGGGGUUAUUCAUGGCUGCCUCGAAGGUGUUGGGGGAGGAGACUGUGGCGGGGGGUGGACAGGAGGGGUCGCAGGCGGGAGAUACGUGAGGGAGAGAGGAAAGGAGGGAUAUUGCAUACUCGAGUAAAGAGAGGGCCCGAGAGACUGGUUGGUAAUGGAUAGAGGGAUGGCUGUGCGACGCCGACGUGAUGGGUGGUGUGUGAGCCAUGAUGGAUUUGGCAUCACAAAGUGGCGGUCAGGGGAUAGCUGAGCCCAGGGCCGGAUGAACCAUUACACAAGGGAUGGAUGUUGGGGGUGCGGGAGGAAUCAUUGCUCACAAGGGGUCGGAAUUGGGGGCAAGGGCGGUGGCAAAUGGAGUUAAGAUACCUAGGCAGGACGGGGAUUCGUGCGAGCUUUGUCAAGAAAGACAUGGCAUGUUCAGAAACACACAGAAUAUUACAACGAAAUAUGAUCUUUGAAAGCCA